Messenger RNA from Salvia miltiorrhiza (redroot sage), 1475 nucleotides. Its product is annotated as protein FLC EXPRESSOR-like. NCBI's taxonomy places the organism in Eukaryota, Viridiplantae, Streptophyta, Magnoliopsida, Lamiales, Lamiaceae. The transcript is spliced from 4 exons. The record is from RefSeq and is a predicted model, not a curated record. Bases 165 to 1025 code for a protein of 286 amino acids.
UAAGAUGGACAACUCAAAAACAAAAAUCGGAAAAGAUCAAUGAGAAUGAGAGACGGAAAAUAUUAAAAAGGUUGGAUGUUUGAGUUGUUGGAUUGAUCGGUGACGACAGUGAGUCUAAUUUUGAGCGGCAGAGAAGAAACAAGUCAUCCAAUUGUUAUCUCAGCAUGGCGGGACGAAAUCACCAGCGCCACGCCGACGAUACGGCCGACCUCCGGCCCCGUCGCCGUCUCACUCCGACCGAUGUCCGUCUAAUCGAGGAGCGCAUCGCCGCCCGGAGCCGGGAGAUCCAAACUCUCCUUCUGGACAAUCAGCGGCUUGCUGCCUCCCACGUGGCGCUCAAGCAGGAUGUCGUCGCCGCCCAGCAGGACCUCCACCGCCUCUCCGCCACCGCCUCCUCCGUCAAGGCCGAGAGGGAUGCUCACGUGCGAGAGGUCUACGAGCGCUCCGUCAAAUUGGAGGCCGAGGCUCGCUCCGCAGACGGCCGCUCCGCCGAGCUAGACCGGGUUAGGGCUGAAAUUAAGGACCUCAGGGCCGAGCGCGAGCAAUUAUCGGAGAAGUUGAAGGAAAUCCAAGACGAUUUAGCGAGGUCUCACCCCGAGCAGCAAGAAUUCUCUGACCUUAAGACUGAUAUUGAGGCGUUGCAUAGAGAAAUUCGAAAAGGAAGGGCUGCGGUUGAAUAUGAAAGGAAGAUGCAGUCCACCAACUCUGAACUUAGUGAAGUAAUGGAGAAACACCUGAUAUCUAUGGCUCGUGAGGCAGAAAAAUUACGUUCUGAACUUGCAAAUGCUGAGAAGAGAGCUAUGGCGGCCAUUGCAGGUGCAGGCACAGCUGCCAACCCAGGUCCUGGAUAUGCUAUUCACCAGAGUUUUCUUGAACCUGGAUUUGGCGGAAAUUCAUUGUCUGAUCAUCAUGCUGUUCAUCAGGUUAAUACCCCGUUGCUUUGUAAGCCUCUAGCUGAGGUCACUCGCGGAUGCUCCUCUAUAGUGAUUGCUUUGCAUUUUUACUCAAGUAAUCUAUGUUUGUAAUUAUUUUUUAUUUGUUUUGCUGAACAGGGUCUGAAUUAUGUGUAUGGAGGGCCCCAUAUUCCUUAUGGCCAGUAUGACUUGCAAAGAUAGCAAGCUGUAGUUAAGCCAUGAAUGCAAACUUCAGGGGCUAAACCGAUGAACGGUCUACCUCCUUCAUCAGGUUAAAUUGAGAUCAAAAAUGGCUUCCAAGUUGUAGUAUGACACGAUUAAUCUGCACCAGAGAACUCCACUGAAUUCAGUAGCACACAAUGGCGCUACUUAGAAGAAUCGAGGAGUUCCUUUUCUAACUCGAGAAACUUUAAUAUUAUAGGUAUGUUCUUUCUCUUUGACGAAAUGUAUAUUUGGCUUGAUAUUUCUUGCCAGUGAGAACCUUGCUUAUCUUAUGAUUCUAACCGGACGUUGUAUUGCAUGGUUUGGGUGUCUGGUAUCAAUUGAGCCUCCCAUUUUCUC